Monopterus albus (swamp eel) is the source of this 8588-nucleotide messenger RNA. It is a transcript of the gene arid1ab, whose product is annotated as AT-rich interactive domain 1Ab. Gene Ontology annotation, molecular function: DNA binding; nucleosome binding. Bases 645 to 7250 code for a protein of 2201 amino acids. The record is from RefSeq and is a predicted model, not a curated record. Gene Ontology annotation, biological process: regulation of transcription by RNA polymerase II; chromatin remodeling; positive regulation of DNA-templated transcription. Gene Ontology annotation, cellular component: nBAF complex; nucleoplasm; SWI/SNF complex. Lineage: Eukaryota; Metazoa; Chordata; Actinopteri; Synbranchiformes; Synbranchidae. The transcript is spliced from 20 exons.
UGGUUUUCUCGCGACAGGUCGGUAAGAUGGCUGUGUCUCGCGGAGCCUCGUGCUGGUUUGGUUGAUUUCUAGCUCGCGCUCUCGUUCUGUAACAGAAGCCCCCCCCUCCAACAUACACAUACACAUAUACACAUACACAUACACACACACACACAUACAUAUACACUUGUGUAGGUGAAAUUCAUUUCCCUGGCUGUGUAUUUAUAUAUUUUUUCUUUCACAAACUUUCCCCUGUCUGUUUAAACUUUAAACGGAGUCGCAGUGGAUCACCGGAUACCUGUCCGGGCGGAGGGCAAAGGGGGGAAUGAACCGGGACAACGGGUACGUUGUUAUAAAUAUAAUUCUAUGUAUUUUCAAUGGUUAUUCGGAGUUUUAUUGUGAGUGAGUCGCCGUGCUGAGAUAGAGGUAGAGAAAGAGUGGGAAAGAGAGAGGAAUAUCAUGGCCGCUCAAGUCGCCAGCGUCGGCACUCUCAACACUAGCCCGCAGAACUCAAAAAGCCGGAUCGGGACCCACAGGAGGAGCCGGUACCGGGAGAGAAGCAGCAUGAAAAUAAGGAACCGGGACCUGACGGCGGAUCUCCUGGCCAUAAGGAGCUGCAGGACGGGACCGAUGCUGGAAAUGCUGGUGGAGCAGGGGAUACUGACAUGAAGAACGGCAACGGAAAUUUGCCCAGAGUAAAUAAUAAUAGCAGUAACCAGAAUGAUACAGGCGGGCCUGAAGGGAAUAACCAUCCCGGGAUGGGACACCACCACACGGGCCCCUUUCCUCCACCUCCUUACGGUUACAACCAGCACUACAGCCGGGCCCCUUUUCAUCAACAUGGCGGACAACAAAGCCCUGGCAUGGCAGCUGCAUCGGGGCCAGGCAUGAUGGACCCUUACCCCCCUAAUUCACACGAACACGGCUAUCCCAACCAUUAUAACAACUACAGCCCCUUCCAGAACAGGACGUCAUAUCAGGGCCAAGGAUACGGGGCCAUGAAUUCCCCGCGUAACAGCCAGCCUCCGGCGGCUGGGGGGCAGCCAGGCAAGCAACAGCCAGCAGGAGGAACAGCUAUGGCUGCUUAUAAUAAUCAGAGAUAUAACAUGGGAAACCAACAACCUACGUCUACGCCAACUUUAAACCAGCUUUUGACAUCCCCCAGCUCUGCCAGGAGCUACUCAAAUUACCCCCAAGGAGACUAUAACAAUCAGGAAGGGGCCAACAAGGGACCAGGAGAUAUGGGCAGCAGUCAGUAUGGUGGGGUCCAUCCGGGUUGGCAACAAAGGACCCACCAUCCACCUCCCAUGAGCCCGGGAAACACUGGACAACCUCCAAACAGAAAUCAGCCCCCAAGUCCACUGGACCAGGUAGGGAAAAUGCGUGGCCAGACAUAUGGAGGUCCUAGUCCCUACUCCCAGCAACAACAAGGGCCUCCCACAGGACCUGGACCCCAGCAGGCAGGCUCUUACCCAGGCCAGGGCUAUGGACCUCCUGGGCCUCAGAGGUAUCCUAUGGGAAUGCAGAGCCGAACACCUGGCACGAUAAGCGGCAUGCAGUAUGGACAGCAGAUGUCAUCCUAUGGACAACAGGGCCCAGGUGGCUACAGCCAACAGAAUCAGGGCUACUAUGGUCAGCACGGCCCCGCACCUCACCCUGGCCAGCAGCAGCCUCCAUACCCUGGCCAACCGCAGGGUAGCUCUGGACCUGCCUACCCCCAGCAGGGCCACCCUCCACAGCCUUCUGGCCAACAUGGGCAGCCAGGACCCCCUUACCAACAUUCCCAAGGUCCCCACGGCCCUUCACCAGGUCAGCCUCCCUAUAACCAGCCCCAACAGUCUCAGCCAGGACAACCACCUUACAUCCCUCCUCAGCAGCAGCCUCAACAGCAACCAGGCCAGAGUUCUCAAAGUCAGCAGGGCCCUCAGGGCCAGCCUGGCUAUCCGCAACCCCCUGGACCAGGGCAGCCACCACAGCAGCAAACCCCACAGCAGCAGCAAGGGCCCCCACAACAACAGCAGCAACAGCAACAACCAGGAGGUCCACCCCCUCAAGCCCAACAACCUCCAGGUCAUGGUCAGCAGGGUCAGCAAUCUCCUUACUCCCAGACACCUCCCUUACAGCAGCAACAGCAGUCACCAUAUCAGCGGUUCCCACCUCCUCCACAGGAACUCUCCCAGGAUUCUUUUAGCUCCCAGUCCAGCGCUCCUCCAUCCAGCCAGCCUAUGGCUUCCAGCAAGAGCAGUCAAGAAGACAGCAUGCAGGGGCGACCAUCCAGUCUGCCGGAUCUGUCGGGCUCUAUCGACGACCUGCCUACUGGUACAGAGGGUGCCCUGAGCCCCGGCGUCAGCACCUCGGGGGUGUCUAGCAGUCAGGGCGAGCAGAGCAACCCUGCUCAGUCUCCCUUCUCUCCACACACUUCGCCCCACUUACCAGGUAUACGCGGACCCUCACCAUCACCCGUGGGUUCCCCCGCCAGCGUCACCCCCUCCCGCACUGGCCCUCUGUCCCCUGCUGCUGUACCAGGUAAUCAGAUGCCUCCCCGGCCACCCAGUGUCCAGUCAGACAGCAUCAUGCACUCUUCAAUGAACCAGUCAAACAUGGGCCAGGACAGGGUCUACAUGCGGAACCCUCAGAUGCCUCCAUAUGGGUCCCCUGGACAACCUGGCUCUGCCUUAUCUCCACGCCAGUCUUCAGGAGGCCAGAUGCAUAGUGGGAUGGGACCCUAUCCCCAGAACAACUCCAUGGGAAACUAUGGGCCACAGGGAGGCCAGUAUGGUCCGCAAGGUUACCCCAGGCAGCCGGGCUACACAGGGAUGCCCAAUGCCAAUUACCCCAGCGGUCCUGGUAUGGGUGGCCCCAUGAACCCCAUGCCCGGGCAGGGCAGUGGUACUCCUUACGGAAGCAUACCACCUGGCAGAAUAGGCCCGGGGCAAAUGGGUGCUCGGCCUUAUGGUCCUGGGAUUGGCUCUAACAUGGCUGGCAUGCCUCCUCAGGUGGGGUCCGGCAUGUGUCCCCCUCCAGGCAUGAACAGGAAGGAUGGUGGCCCCUCCAUGCACCAUGGGCCCACCAACUCAAUACACAACAGGCCACCUAGCUACCCUAACAUGACCCAGGGCAUGAUAGGAGCAGGCUCUCCAUAUGGUCCAAGCAGCAUGCAUGGUAUGAUGAACCAGGGAGCGCCAGGGCCAUACCCAAUGGGGACAAACAUGGCCAACAACACCCCUGGAAUGGCUCCCAGUUCAGAGUUUGGCGUGGACAAAAUGAACCCUACCCAGAAAAUAAACAACAAAGUGGAUGGGACUCCCAAACCUGAAUCCAAAAAGAAAUCAAGCUCUUCCACCAUCACCAAUGAGAAGAUUACUCGUCUGUACGAGCUUGGCCCAGAGCCAGAGAGAAAGAUGUGGGUGGACCGAUACCUGGCUUUUGCUGAGGAGAAGGCCAUGGGCAUGAACAACCUGCCUGCUGUGGGCCGUAAGCCUCUCGAUCUAUUCAGACUCUAUGUGUCUGUCAAAGAGAUCGGCGGCCUCACCCAGGUGAACAAGAACAAGAAGUGGAGGGAACUGGCCACCAACCUGAACGUGGGCACAUCAAGCAGCGCAGCCAGUUCACUCAAAAAACAGUACAUCCAGUGUUUGUACGCCUUCGAGUGUAAGAUUGAGCGUGGCGAGGACCCACCCCCAGACUUCUUCAACACAGACACAAAAAAGAACCAAGCAAAGAUCCAGCCUCCCAGCCCAGCUGGUUCUGGAUCACUGCAAGGACCCCAAACUCCUCAAUCCACCAGUAGCUCAAUGGCAGAGGGGGGAGACCUAAAGCCCCCCACCCCAGCGUCCACCCCCCACACACAAUUGCCUCCAAUGCCUGGCGUCAGGACUAGUGUGAAUCUACAGGACCCGUUUGCUGAUGGUGGGGACCCAGCGUUUUCCCGACGGAAUGCCAUGACUCCUAAUUCUCAGGGCUUCCAGCCUGGAAUGAGUGGCCCAGAAAUGAUGGGUCGGAUGGGUCCCUAUGAAUCCAACAAGGACCCCUUCUGUGGCAUGAGGAAAGCUGGAGAGCAGUUCAUGCCACCAGGGCCCAACAGUGGGAUGGGAGAACAGUAUAACAGAGGCCCGCCCGGCCCUAUUGGCAACAUGCAGAUGGGUCAGAGGCAACAGUACCCUUACGGAUAUGACCGAAGACAGGAGCCCGGCAUGGGCCCUGACAGCACCAUGGGACCAGGAGCUCCUCAGCCCAACAUGAUACCAUCUGGAGCCGACACAGGGAUGUACUCACCCAGCCGCCCUCCACCACAACAACGGCACGACUCCUAUACGAAUCAGUACCCUGUCCAAGGAGCUCCCCCUGGUGGCCCUUACCCAAAUCAGCAGCCAGGAAUGUAUCCACAGCAGCAGCCUAACUACAAGCGUCCUGUAGAUGGAGGGUAUGGCCCCCCCGCCAAGCGCCAUGAGGGAGAAAUGUACAACGUCCCCUAUGGUGGUCAGCAGCAGCCAGGACCCCAGUCCUCAGGACCCCAGGGCCAACAGGACAUGUAUAACCAGUACAACGCAUACCCUGGAGGGGAUCGCAGACCACCAGGCCCACAGAACCAGUUCCCCUUCCCCUUUGGCAGGGACCGAGGUCUGUCAACUGUAGGCCCCAACUCCCAGUCUCAAAUGCCACCCCAGAUGAUGGCAAGCACCGUGCCUUCAGGUCCUGAUGGUCCCCAGGGUCCGAUGUGGCAAGGCCGCAAUGAGAUGGGUUACCCUAGCUAUCCCAACCGACAGGGACCUCCUGUACCUGGUCAGGGCCCUGGAUACCAUGGCAUUAACCGUUCAGAAGAGAUAAUGUCAUCAGAUCAACGUAUGAACCACGAAGGCCAGUGGCCUGGCCACAGCAACCAGCGGCAGGCACCGUUUGGUCCCGGUGGUUCUGGACCUCCCAUGGCCAGACCAUUGCCAUCCACCUAUCAGACUCCCCAGAACCACAUUCCUCAGGUGUCAAGUCCAGCACCCAUGCCACGGCCCAUGGAAAACAGGACAUCACCCAGCAAGUCUCCAUACAUGCAUCCGGGCAUUAAGGUGCAGAAAGCUGGACCUCCAGUACCCGCCUCCCAUAUUGGCCAGGCCCCUGUGCAGCAGCCCAUGAUCAGGCGAGAUGUGGCCUUCCCUCCAGGCUCUAUUGAAGCUACCCAGCCCCACCUUAAGCCUCGCAAGCGGCUCACCAUGAAAGACAUUGGCACACCUGAGGCUUGGAGGGUGAUGAUGUCACUAAAGUCGGGCCUACUAGCUGAAAGCACCUGGGCCUUGGACACCAUUAACAUUUUACUGUAUGACGACAACAGCAUUUCUACUUUUAACUUAUGUCAACUGCCUGGAUUCCUGGAGCUGGUGGUGGAGUAUUUUAGACGCUGCCUCAUUGAGCUCUUUGGCAUCUUAAAGGAGUACGAAGUAGGAGACCCUGGCCAGCGCACCCUAAUAGAUCCCAAUGCUACUGAGGACUCUGAUGAUGAAUUUCCCAUGCCGGAAGGUGAGGACAUGGAUACAGAUGAAGAGGAUGAAGAGGAUGAGGAGGCAGAGGAAUCAAAGACCAAUCCAGAUCCCUCCCCUCUGGUUCAAGUGAAACAGGAGGAGGAGAGCUCCAAGAAAGGCAAGUCUUCAGAGGAUGAGGAAGAGGAGAAGGAAAGGGAGUUUAAUAUCAAGGAACCCAGUACCUCUACCUCCAGGACCCUCCCAGACCCCAACCUGCACUCAGAAAAGCCCAAACAGGCUAGCAAGUUUGACAAACUCCCCAUCAAGUUAGUGCGGAAGAAGAACCCCUUCUUGGUCAACCACUCUUCCAAGCUUGGGCAGCGGCAGAGCUUUGACAGUGGUUUGAUACACUGGAGCAUUGGUGGUGGUGACACUACCGAACACAUCCAGACCCAUUUUGAGAGCCAGAUGAACCUUGUCAAGCAGCAGAAACAUAAACCAACAGCCACUGAGAGCCGCAAGAAGGUCCAUGUGCCUGAGACACCAGCUGAAAACCCUGAGAAAUCCAAGUCCAUCAGGGAGGAUAAGCCUCAGCAGCCGCUGCAAUCCUCUGAUCCUCAGAAGUCUCCUGUGGAGAAAACCUCUCCUCCUCCUCUUCUCAUUGGCACACCUGUCACUGCCACCAUCGAUGAUGUGCUCUCUGCCCGCCCAGGGUCGGUCACAGAGGAAGUGGUUCGAGGAGGCGCAGAGGAGCAGAAGGAGAAUGGCAAGUUUCUGUUCAGCAUCAACCCCGAACUCCAGAGCCGCCGCAAUGUCAAAAUCUUGGAGGAUGAGCCUCACAGCAAGGACGAGACACCGCUCAGCACUCUGUCGGACUGGCAGGACUCGCUAGCUCGACGAUGCAUCUGUGUUUCCAACAUAGUGCGCAGCCUCUCCUUUGUCCCUGGGAACGACCUGGAGAUGUCAAAACAUCCAGGCCUCCUGCUGCUCCUAGGCCACCUGGUGCUGCUCCACCACAAGCACCCUGAACGCAAACAGGCACCAGUCACCUAUGAGAAGGAGGAAGAGGAAGAUGAAGGCGUGAGCUGCGAAAGAGAUGAGUGGUGGUGGGACUGCCUCGAGGUGUUAAGGGAGAACUGUUUAGUCACACUGGCAAACAUCUCAGGCCAACUGGACCUUUCCAUCUACCCAGAGAGUAUAUGCCUGCCACUGCUGGAUGGCCUGCUCCAUUGGGCUGUCUGCCCCUCGGCGGAGGCCCUGGACCCCUUCCCCACCCUGGGGCCCCACGGCUCACUGUCCCCACAGAGACUGGUGCUCGAGACCCUCAGCAAGCUCAGUAUCCAGGACAACAACGUCGACCUCAUACUGGCAACGCCACCAUUCAGCCGCUUGGAGAAGCUCUACGGCUCGUUGGUGCGUCUGGUCGGUGAGCGCAAGGUGGCCGUCUGCCGGGAAAUGGCAGUUGUGCUGUUGGCUAAUCUGGCCCAGGGUGACAGCCUGGCAGCACGGGCUAUCGCUGUGCAGAAAGGCAGUGUGGGUAACCUGCUGGGCUUCCUGGAGGACAGCCUAGCUGCCACACAGUACCAGCAGAGCCAGAGCUCCCUGUUACAAAUGCAGGGUGCACCCCAGUUUGAGCCCACCAGUGUGGACAUGAUGCGGCGGGCGGCCCGAGCCCUGCACGCCCUGGCUAAGGUAGAGGAAAACCACUCUGAGUUCACUUUGUACGAGUCACGGCUACUGGACAUCUCGGUGUCGCCACUUAUGAACUCUCUGGUGUCCCAAGUGAUCUGUGAUGUACUGUUUCUGAUUGGCCAGUCAUGACAGCCGUGGAGAGGCUUCAGCUCUGCGUCUUUACCCCUCACCCUUUUUUGUGUGUGUGUCUGGCUGGCUGUCUGUUGCGUGUGAGUGAAAAGAGCAAAACUGACUGUCCUUUUUUUUUUAAUUUAUGCAAAAAUCACCUCGGACUCCACUGUCUUUCUACCCCUCUUCUCGCUAAUGGAAGAACUAUCAUGAAGGGACUGUGGGUUUUAAACAUCAGAAAAGGAAUGAUACUAGCAGAGAAGAGCAGAUCUGGACCCAGGCAUAGGACGGAGGGCACUGCCCCUGCAGAAAGAACUUUUUUUAAUGAAAAGAAAAAUCUCCAUAAAAAAUAAAAAAACUAACCAAAGUUGCUGUCUCGUUUACAGUGAGUUUGGGGGAAAUAUGUGCUUGCGUUCUCCCUCUGGGGGUCAGCAGGGGACGAGGGCACGGACUAAACAAUAUUAUGGUUCAUGUUUGGAGGCUACAGUACAUAGACUCACGGACUGUGGUGUGGUAUAAUUGCUGUAACUUUGGAUGCUAUAUACUCAGCCCCACAGGAAUGACAUUAUUGGCUGUGAACAUCUGUCAUGGGAGGCCUGUGCAGUAGAUUGUAGGACAUUUUUCUGUACUGUACACCUUAAAAACUGUAAACAUACUGUAAUAAUACUGUUUCACACUGAGAUACGCUGGCCUGGCAGCAAACUGUAGUUUUUAAACAUCGGUUUUAGUUCAUCUGGAGAGAGAAAAUGGCUUUUCCCCCAAAGUAUGGUGAACCUACAACACCCCGACCUCUUCUCUUUGUCCCUUGAUUGUAUGACUUGACCCUUAUAUUAAAAAGUCACCUCUUUAGGACUGGUCCUCAGAUCUAGAUGCAGUCCAAGCUGCAGUGUAUAUAUGAUGUUGUACAUUACACUUCUCUCUCUUUCUCAACUUCUGUUGCUCUUCACUGUUUUUAACCUUUGAUGAUUACAAGUUUCCCUGCAUCAAGUAGGCCAUGUGAUUACUUGACGGCCCACCCUCUCCGUUAUGUUGGUCCUUCGCCCUGCUCAUAUCCUGCUCUGAGGGGUGGUGGGGUGUUUAGCCGCUGUCCAGCACCACCCCCAACAAACACAACUUCAGGUUUCAGUUUGGCUCUGGUCUGGAUGUAGAGAAUACAGCAAAAAUCAUGUCUGCGGUUUCAUUUGAGCUCCUUCAUAAAUGACAAACUAGACCUUGAUGAAGAAACUAUUUUGUUUAUUUUUGUUUCCAGUGAUGCGGAUUCUACAUAUUUGUAUUUCAGAUGAUGUAGCUAAAAACUUGAUGUAAAUUCCUCUUUUUUUCCUUUUUUUGGCUUAAUGAAUAUCAUUUAUUCAGUAUGAA